AUGAACUCUUCCAAUAUUGACGAUAUCUGGGACGAACCCGUGGCACACCAAGAUGAAGUUGAAGCCCCUACGCGCUCCAAGCGCCCUCUCUUUCUAGUAGAAUCGGACGAUGACGACGACGACCAGGCACCACGUCGCGUAGCCCGCAAACCACCUCCACAGCAAGAUAUCGACAUCGAUGCCCUCUUUCAAGAUGUGGAUGAGGAGGAGUUUACAUCAUUACCCCCUGCUCUGGACAUCGAAGCGGUUCGCCGCAGAGCGGAAGCCCGUCACAAACAAGCAGCGCCAUCCCUAACACCACACGAGAUUCUCCCUAGCAGCUCCCCACCUCAUGACACUGGAGAUCGAAGGGAGGAGCAGGGGAAAACCAAAGGAAAAGAUAAAGAAGGAGACCAAAAGAAGGAGCGACGCAGACCGGCGCAACUCAACGAAGGCAGAUUGCUGGGUCCGAGCGGCUUUCCUCAACUCAUUAAGGAUGUGAAGAAUUUUAGAAUCGAGGGGAAGGGACAUGAAGCUACAGACCUUAAUCGCCUCCUUCAGGUUUAUCAGUUUUGGACCCACAGCUUGUACCCCAAGACACCGUUUAGGGAUACCGUGGAACGUGUCGAGAAACUAUGCCAUUCAAGGCGUAUGAACGUGUCUCUGUCUGUCUGGCGCGACGAAGCCCAUGGCAUUACAAAGGCAAGGGCGAAUACUGAAGACGACAUGGACGACGACGAUGUAACAAGGAAGGCACCACCAUCGGAAGACGAACUUCAUCCUGGACAACCCGCAUCCCCCAUCUUUUCACAAACCUCUUCUCCAAUGCCAUCCCGACCUCCAUCAUCAGCAUCCGAGUAUGAUCUGCAUGAUGAUGAUAUUGAAGCUCUCAUUCGAGAAGAGUCAGCUCUUUCCCGAGAGAAGCCCCCUGCACCGAUGGAGGAUGACGAAGAAUCGUUUUGGAGCACUGUCGACGAUUAUCAACCACCAAGACUUAGUCAGCCUGCCCCUCAAGCAACUCCCAUGGACGAGGACCACGACAUGUGGGAUCUUGUUCGGGAAAUCGAAAUGAAUACUUCUACAUCGCAAGAUGAGGCCUCGUCAAUACCGAAGGCGUCAACAACAGAAGAAGAUUGGGAUGGUAGUAUAUAUGUAUAG
This is a messenger RNA of Laccaria bicolor S238N-H82, 1137 nucleotides long. RefSeq lists its product as uncharacterized. Gene Ontology annotation, biological process: DNA replication checkpoint signaling; DNA damage response; replication fork arrest. The coding region runs from base 1 to 1137 and encodes 378 amino acids. The record is from RefSeq and is a predicted model, not a curated record. Gene Ontology annotation, cellular component: replication fork protection complex; nucleus. NCBI's taxonomy places the organism in Eukaryota, Fungi, Basidiomycota, Agaricomycetes, Agaricales, Hydnangiaceae. Gene Ontology annotation, molecular function: DNA binding. The transcript is spliced from 3 exons.